Saxophila tyrrhenica is the source of this 687-nucleotide messenger RNA. RefSeq names its product tRNA (guanine-N(7)-)-methyltransferase (tRNA(m7G46)-methyltransferase). Lineage: Eukaryota; Fungi; Ascomycota; Dothideomycetes; Mycosphaerellales; Extremaceae. Gene Ontology annotation, biological process: RNA (guanine-N7)-methylation; tRNA methylation. Gene Ontology annotation, molecular function: tRNA (guanine(46)-N7)-methyltransferase activity. The transcript has a single exon. The coding region runs from base 1 to 687 and encodes 228 amino acids. The record is from RefSeq and is a predicted model, not a curated record. Gene Ontology annotation, cellular component: tRNA methyltransferase complex.
AUGGACUGGUCACAGCACUACCCAGCAUUCGCCACCCAGACGGACUCAGGACCAGAGCAGAACGGCAGCGCAACCGCCACCGCAGCUUCGAAGACCGUGACCGCCGACGUGACAAUAGCAGACAUAGGCUGCGGCUACGGCGGCCUCCUCUUCGCCCUCGCCCCCAAACACCCUUCCACCCUCCUCCUAGGCCUGGAAAUCCGCUCCUCCGUCACCACCUUCGUGCACGAGAAAAUCCUCGCCCUGCGCUCCCAACCCCCAACCCUCUCCGACCACAACUACACCAACAUCUCCGUCCUCCGCGCCAACACGAUGAAAUUCCUCCCCAACCUCUUCUCCGCCGGCCAACUGCACAAAAUCUUCCUCUGCUUCCCAGACCCGCACUUCAAAGCGCGCAAGCACAAAGCGCGCAUCGUCUCGCCGACGCUGUGCAGCGAGUACGCGUACGUGCUGGCGCCGGGCGGGAAGGUGUACACGAUUACGGAUGUAGAGGAUCUGCAUUUGUGGAUGGUGGAGCAUUUGAGCGGGCAUGCGAGUUUUGCGCGGGUAGGGUUGGAGGAGGUGGAGGGGGAUGAGUGUGUGGGGGUGAUGCGGAGGGAGACGGAGGAGGGGAAGAAGGUGGAGCGGAAUGGGGGGAGGAAGUUUGUAGCGGUGUUUAGGCGGCUGGAGGAUCCGCCGUGGCCGUGA